AUGUCUGUCCAGAUACCAACAGCAACGUACCGUUGCUGCCGCCUUGUCGGUCAGUUACAGAAACGAAAUCUCUCUUCACAAUGCUUGCGACUAUCAUCCACAAGCUCUGCAACCCAACACAGACGGAGGAACGGUGUGACAGUCUCAUCACAGUCGAGAAGAUGGCAGUCAACCGAUGCUGCGGACGCAACCACGAAUCCUAAGAUUGCCGGUAUUGUGGAUCAAAUAUCGCAGUUGACACUUCUGGAGACGGCCGACUUAGUCGCAAGCUUGAAGUCACGUCUCAACAUCCCCGAUAUGGCCUUCGCCGCUCCCGCAGCUGCUCCGGGAGCAGGUUCUGGGGCUGCUGCUGCCCCGGUUGAAGAGGAGGAAGCUGCCCCUGCGCCGGCAGAGAAGACCAUGUUCACCUUGAAAUUGGAGUCGUUCGACCCUGCCGCGAAGCCGAAGGUCAUCAAAGAAGUCAAGAGCAUGCUCGGCCUGAGUUUGGUGGACAGCAAGAAGUUUGUGGAGAGUGCACCCAAGGUCCUCAAGGAAAGUGUGCCGAAAGAGGAUGCCGAGAAGAUCGUUGAGACGUUGAAGGCUUUGGGCGCUGUGGUCAAGAUGGAGUAA
Capronia coronata CBS 617.96 is the source of this 609-nucleotide messenger RNA. RefSeq lists its product as uncharacterized. The transcript has 2 exons. Gene Ontology annotation, molecular function: structural constituent of ribosome. The record is from RefSeq and is a predicted model, not a curated record. Gene Ontology annotation, biological process: translation. Gene Ontology annotation, cellular component: ribosome. Lineage: Eukaryota; Fungi; Ascomycota; Eurotiomycetes; Chaetothyriales; Herpotrichiellaceae. The coding region runs from base 1 to 609 and encodes 202 amino acids.